AUGGAUAGACUCGUAGAGCGCACCAAAAACCGCCCCGUCGCUCGUGGUGCUAUCUCCGUCCGCAAUGCCUAUAUCUUCUUCUUUGCGCAAACCAUAGCGUAUAUGGCUUUGGUUUCGUGGGCGCCCCCAGUGUGCGCGUUGCUCGCUAUGCUGAACUUGCCCAUGCAAAUAGUCUACCCUCUCUUCAAGAGAUUCACCUACUGGCCAUCUCUUUUUUUGGGUAUGACCUUCAGCUGGGGAUCACUUUGCGGGUGGUCGGCCAUGACUGGAUCCAUCAACUGGAAGGUUGUCGGUCCACUUUACAUCGCAGGAGUAUGCUGGGCUUUCGGCUAUGACACCAUCUACGGCUAUCAGGACAGGCGUGAUGACCCUAAGGCCGGUGUCAAAUCAACUGCCCUCCUCCUCGGGACCGAACCUCAGCCAUUCCUCUAUACCUUGGCCGCAGGCUUUGUAGCGUUCCUUACGAUCGCGGGUCUUUUUAACCACCAGGGACCGUUAUACUAUAUCUUCACUGUCGGCUUUGCGGCUGCACACGUAUACUGGCAAGUCAGCACGCUCGAUGCUUCAAACCCUGCCGAUUGCUGGGCCAAAUUCUACACCAACUCUUGGAUUGGAUGGCCUAUGUGGGUAUUUGGGCUGUUGGGUGAUUAUUUCUGCCGCAUGGGUUUAUGA
Molecule: messenger RNA, 672 nt
Organism: Rhizoctonia solani
Lineage: Eukaryota; Fungi; Basidiomycota; Agaricomycetes; Cantharellales; Ceratobasidiaceae
Product: UbiA family prenyltransferase
Exons: 6
Coding region: 1-672 (223 amino acids)
Biological process (GO): ubiquinone biosynthetic process
Cellular component (GO): mitochondrial inner membrane
Molecular function (GO): 4-hydroxybenzoate polyprenyltransferase activity
Source: RefSeq, a predicted model, not a curated record